AUGCAUAAGGACGCAGAGAUGGGAAUUGGUCUCCAGAUGGAUGAGAAGAGCAGGGGGUGGAGGCCAGCAGAUGGGAGCACUGCCCUUUCAGCCCUGCCCCCAGCCCUGUCCUUCCUCUUCCUUCUGCCACUGGGUGAUGCCCUACAGUCCACUCCUCUGCCCUUUCCAGAGCUGAGGCUGGUGGGGGGCCCGAGCCGCUGCCGGGCGGGCCGGGGGCGCCUGGAGGUCCUGCAUGGCGGCUCCUGGGGCAGCGUCUGUGAUGAUGACUGGGACGUGGUGGACGCCAAUGUCGUGUGUCGUCAGCUGGGCUGUGGCCUGGCGCUGCCCGUGCCACGGCCCCUCGCCUUUGGCCAAGGCCGAGGCCCCAUCCUGCUGGACAACGUGGAGUGCCGCGGGCAGGAAGCCACAUUGAGCGAGUGUGGCAGCCGGGGCUGGGGCAUCCACAACUGCUUCCACUAUGAGGACGUGGCCGUCCUGUGCGAUGAAUUCUUGCCCACGCAGCCCGCAAUCAGGAAGGCGUUAAUCAGUAGAGCACCCACUACAACUCUUCAGAAUGGGAAAGGUGAGGGCAGCGUGCGCCUGGUGGGCGGCGCGGGCCCGUGUCAGGGCCGCGUGGAGAUCCUGCACGGUGGCCUGUGGGGUACUGUGUGCGACGAUGACUGGGGGCUGCCGGACGCCACCGUGGUCUGCCGCCAGCUGGGCUGCGGGGCGGCCUUGGCAGCCACCACCAACGACUUCUUCGGCUACGGCACGGGGCACAUCCUGCUGGACAACGUGCACUGCGAGGGCGGUGAGCCUCGCUUGGCAGCCUGCCUGAGCCUGGGCUGGGGAGUGCACAACUGCGGCCACCAUGAGGAUGCGGGAGCGCUCUGCGCAGUUCUGGGCCCCCCAACUCUUACAGCACUGCCACCCUCAGCCACAAGAGAGGACUGGGCCUGGCACACAGAGCCAGCAGCUACAGGAGCUGGUGCCCAGCCUUCUGGGGAGACCGCACUGUUAACCACAGCCGCCAGGGUCGUGGGGAAGAAAAGUAAGCGGCCGGGGCUAGUGGGCGGCCCAGGCCCGUGCCGCGGCCGCGUGGAGGUGCUGUACGCCGGGGGUUGGGGCACCGUAUGCGACGAUGACUGGGACUUCGCGGACGCACGCGUGGCCUGCCGCGAGGCUGGCUGCGGGCCCGCGCUGGGAGCCACGGGCCUCGGUCAUUUCGGCUACGGCCGCGGUCCGGUGCUGCUGGACAACGUGGGCUGUGCCGGUACCGAAGCCAGCCUGAGCGAUUGCUUCCACCUGGGCUGGGGCCAGCACAACUGCGGCCACCACGAGGAUGCCGGAGCACUUUGUGCAGGCCCAGAGGAGCUGGGACUGCAAGUCCAGCAGGACGGUUCUGAGACCACCAGGGUGCCCACUCCUCGGCCCAGAGACGGGCACCUACGCCUGGCCAGCGGCACCCACCGAUGUGAGGGGCGUGUCGAGCUCUUCCUAGGGCAGCGGUGGGGCACUGUUUGUGAUGAUGCUUGGGACCUGCGGGCAGCCGGUGUCUUGUGCCGCCAGCUGGGCUGUGGCCAGGCCCUGGCAGCCCCUGGUGAGGCCCACUUUGGCCCAGGCCGAGGUCCUAUCCUCCUGGACAACGUCAAGUGCCGUGGGGAUGAGAGCACCCUGCUGCUGUGCUCUCACAUCCGCUGGGAUGUCCACAACUGCGACCACAGUGAGGAUGCCAGUGUCCUGUGCCAGCCGUCAUGACCCAGCCUGCUCUGCAGACCACCUCUUCGGGAAGCCUGCUGUGACCUGCCCCUCCUCCUCUAGGAAACCUCUCCUCCUGUGACUGUUGCAGUUCACUUGCCCCAAAUUCCUCUCGCCUGGGAGGAAACCUGCCCAGACUCUGUAGUCCUGCAUGGGGGAGCCUCGCAUUACCCCUGUCAACUUAUUGUGUAACCUCGACCUGUCAUCAACUAUUGUGGGCCCAAUUCAGUGAAAGCUCCCAUGUUUUGCUGAGCCAAAACAGAAAAUGGGGGGAAGGGAAAGCCUCUUAACUCUUCCCUUUGGUGGGGCUCCUGUUCCAGCACCCUGUCCCUUUCCCUCCUCAACCCAGGCUCAAGGGCUCUCUGUAAAUGGGCUAUCUCCUCUUCUCCUGAUCCAUCUUGGGAUCCCUAAGAAGGAAGAUAGGAGAGGCCUACAGCUCUCAACUUAGAUUCCCAGAAGCUGUAGGAGAACCUGGGGCAUUGCCCCGCCCUGCUCUGUGAGGGCCUGGACUCAGAUGGUGCUCGGCUGGACAAGGGGACUGGAGGGGCCAAAGCAGGGACAGUGGCCCCUCCUUGCAGCUCGGACUAGCAUCACUGAUUUAUGCUGCUCCCACCACAGCCUCUAUUUUGCAGGAGCAAAGGACCCUGGGGGCCUGUAGCCACCCAUUCAUAGGUGCCAAGUCAAUAAAGCGUUGUCCCCUGUCUUUU
Molecule: messenger RNA, 2444 nt
Organism: Tupaia belangeri chinensis (Chinese tree shrew)
Lineage: Eukaryota; Metazoa; Chordata; Mammalia; Scandentia; Tupaiidae
Gene: SSC4D
Product: scavenger receptor cysteine rich family member with 4 domains
Exons: 10
Coding region: 1-1737 (578 amino acids)
Biological process (GO): zymogen activation
Cellular component (GO): plasma membrane
Molecular function (GO): serine-type endopeptidase activity
Source: RefSeq, a predicted model, not a curated record